AUGGGUAUUCUACCGGGACCAACUCUAGACCAGUUGCAAACACUACAGCCGCGAAUGGUUCGAAGGAAUUCAAUAUCAAGCGAGAACUCUUCCGUCGACAACCCAAAAAUUGUUCUUGUUUUCUUUAUCGGUGGUUGUACAUCCCAUGAAGUCUCAGCUUUAAGAUCUAUAAGCCAACAAGAGGACUCCAAUGUUGAAUUUGUUAUUUUAACAACUAAAUUAAUUAACGGCAAUACAUUUAUCGAAUCUAUAUUGGAAUUAGAUUAA
Leptosia nina is the source of this 267-nucleotide messenger RNA. Lineage: Eukaryota; Metazoa; Arthropoda; Insecta; Lepidoptera; Pieridae. The record is from the annotation of a GenBank genome assembly.